Molecule: messenger RNA, 3456 nt
Organism: Boeremia exigua
Lineage: Eukaryota; Fungi; Ascomycota; Dothideomycetes; Pleosporales; Didymellaceae
Product: nuclear condensing complex subunit
Exons: 2
Coding region: 14-3310 (1098 amino acids)
Biological process (GO): mitotic chromosome condensation
Cellular component (GO): condensed chromosome; condensin complex
Source: RefSeq, a predicted model, not a curated record
CCCGCCGCCCACCAUGCCAGCGAGGACGACGACGCGCGCGACGCGCACAGCACGUACAGGCGCCGGCACGCGGACAGCGCGGGCAGCGGCGGUCGAGAUUCCUGACGAGGGCCCCGUCACCUCCCUGCGCAUCCGUAUUGCGCAGGUGUUCAGCGACGCCCAGAAGACUACAGCAACACAGCGCAAGCUCGCCGUCACCCUCCGCAAGAUACAGGAAAAAUGUGUCGACGAACCGGCGACUGCCAAGAAAGGCAGGAAGGCCCAGGAAGAAGAGAGCGAGCACUUUGACGCAGACGAUUUCAAUGAGGAACUGCUGCGCGUCAUCUUGCGUGUCAUGAAUGUCAAGAGGAGCGAAUCUGCAGGCGACCGCGUCAUCCGAUUUCUCACAAUGUUCCUCAAACAUGCGACAGAGAAGGACCACAAGCUCUCCGCUGCGUUGGAAGAACAGGGGGAGCCAGUGCCGGAGACGCUCAGCGAACGGCUUAUCCCGCGGAUUUUCAAGCUCCUCCUUCCCCUAAUCUAUUCGAAAGACAAAACAGUCCGAUUACGCGCCACCCAGACAAUCGCACAGAUCACCAACACUCUCGAACACCUUGACCCCGACCUCUUCGCCCUUAUCAAAGUGCAUCUCUCAAAGCGCUUGCGGGACAAAGAGGCUUCUGUGCGCGUGCAGGCGAUAUUGGGCCUGGGUCGCCUUAUCGAUGACGACGACGAUGAGGAAGAAGAAGACAGUGACGACGAGGCCGGCUCAAUCCGCGACAAGCUUGCAGACAUCAUGGCCAAUGACCCUGAUCCCCAAGUACGACGCGUCAUCCUGAGAAAUCUACCUUAUCACAAGUCGACGUUGCGUUCUCAGCUUGAACGCGCUCGAGACUUGGACCCUGCAUCACGAAGGAUCGUCUACACGCAUAUCCUGCCUAACAUUGGAGACUUCCGUCACCUCUCGCUCAUCGAGCGCGAGAAGUUGAUACGCUGGGGUCUGAGAGAUCGAGACGACUCGGUACGGAAAGCUGCCGCACAGCUGUUUUGUGAAAACUGGAUCGAGUACAGUGCUUCCUCAUACGACACGCGGCCAGAGGAGGAGAAAGUGGAGGGUGCCAACAUCCCGCCAAGCCGUGCAGGUCUGUGCGAGCUGAUAGAGCGCAUUGAUCUUCCCCGCUCAGGCAGGGAAGGCGGAAUGGCUCAUGAAGCAAUGAAGGAGUUCUGGAAAGGAAGACCCGACUAUCUCGAAGCCAUGGAAUUCGAUGCUGAGUUUUGGCUAAAACUGGAUCCUCCAGGUGCGUUCCUGGUACGAACUUUGAACGACUAUGGCCAGGCUACGGACGACGAUCGCGUGCGGGAACUCAUCGAAGACAAACUGCCCACUGUGUCAGGAUUCGCCGUCAGUCUUCAGAAACAUCUCAAUCUUCUGGCCGAAGAUAUUGAACGUUUCUCGGCACUGGACGAGGACGACCCGACGCUGGACAACGUAGACGAAGAUGUGAACGAUCGCACUUUCGUUGUCAACCAGCUUUUACAAAUAUCUCUCACCCUCGAUUUCUCAGAUGAACUUGGCAGAAGACAGAUGUACAACCUUACACGAGAUGCGGUAGGCCGAGCUUCUCUCCCAGACGAAAGCACAAGGGUAGCUAUUGAAGUGCUCCGUAUAGUAUGCGGCAAGAGCGGCGAAGCGGACUUCUGCGCUCUUAUUUCUGAAGCUAUUGCAGAAGUACGUGACACACUGGCAGACGAGGACGACGACACAACCGAGGUUGGAGACGGCGCGGAAAGUUUCCAUUCUGCUCAAUCUGAGCGCAGCAGCCCUGCUCCAGCAGCCACUAAAGCGCCAAAGUCGUCAAAGAAUACUACCCCUGAAGAGAGAGCGAUGAGGGAACUUCAAGAGACUGCCGUGUACAGGAAGUGCCUGUGUAUCGUGCAUUACACGCUUCAGAACGUGACCUGCGACAUAGAGACCAACACCAACUUGAGAAGCAUGUUGAACACGCUUAUCAUCCCUGCUGUGCAGGACCAAGGCAACCCGGUCAUUCGUGAGCUUGGUGUCCUCUGCCUUGGAAGCGCAGCUCUCCUUAAUAAGGAUCUCGCGGUCACGAACCUUCCGCUCUUCUUCUACUGCUAUAACAAGGGACAUGAGGAUCUGAAGGUGAUCGUGCUCCAAGCUCUCUGUGAUAUGGUCAUGAUACAUCCUCAAAUCCUAGCUCCACCCGAACCCGACCCCGACACGACAGAGCAGUCCGAGGUGCCCGAGCAAAGCCCAGCAAUGAGACCACUGAUCAAAGCUCUGCUUAGGGGCCUUGAUUCAGAUGAUGCACAGGUCGGACAAACUGCAUGUGAUGCGGCGCAAAAGCUAGUUUUCUUUGACCUCCUACCUCCGGACGCAACCGAAGACAUUGUCAGAGCAUUUACGAUGAAGUACUUUGAUCCCGACGGGAUUCAGAGUCCCGCGAUGAAACAGGGGGUGACCUACUUCAUCCCUGCCUUCUGUCAUUCCAAGAUCAAGAACGCCACUCUCAUGGCUGGCAUCACUGUUUCGAUUGUCUCCAGACUCCUAGUCAACCGAGAUGAGCUUGUAGAGGAAGAAGAAGGUGAAAUGGUCGGCUGGCCUAUCAUCACCGCGCAAUUGGCAGACUGGACAGAUGGUCGCAAGGUCGUCGGUCAGUCAGAACUUGGCCUUGAUGGAAAGACGAACUGGAGCGUAGAAUCUGAGCUUCCUCACCUAACCCUUGCUGUGGAUAUCCUCGAGCGAGCUCUGACCAACACGUGCUCGAAGGAGGAGCGCAAGCCUCUUCUCUCAUUGCUUACAAAGCUACAUAUAUCUGCGACAGCGCCAAAGACGAAAGAUGGCGAGACCGCAGAUACCGAAUAUCUCGAGGCCGUCCAGGAACUCGUUGCCGAGGCAGUGGAAAACAGCAUCGGUGUAGACGCAACACAGCGCAACGCCCUCAUCAAGCUCGACGCAACGCUCACCAAGCGCCUCGGCGACGCCGCAGUCGUCCAGGAAGAACGUGAAGACACAGUAACCCCCGAGACCGCAAAGCCCAGCGAAACCCCCGCAGCGGAGCUGCGAGCAAGCGUCGCUCGUUCCAGCGUCGCCCCAUCCGCAGACGCCAGCGACAUGGAAGUCGAUGACGACGACACAAUGCUGGCAGGCAUGCAAGGCGAGAGCACACGCGUGCCCCUGAACCCCGAUGAUAGCGAAAGCGACGAUGCAGAGAGCACGCCGCGCCCUACGAGGAAGGCAGCGGAGAAGACGGAGGCGGACAUUAUGGAUGAACUGCUUGCGAGUGACGAUGAUGUGGAGAUGACUAUGUAAAUGGCGUGUUGUUAUGUUGGCAUGUAAUUAUGUACUGAUGACGGCGAUGGCUCGGCGUUUGGCUUUGGCUUAGGCCUUGGGCGGUAGCUCUUCUUGAUACCCGUCGAUAUUUAGGGUGGGUCGCAAUGCAUGAUAUGUUAUUCCAC